This is a messenger RNA of Rhea pennata, 3643 nucleotides long. RefSeq names its product patched domain-containing protein 3. The coding region runs from base 90 to 2708 and encodes 872 amino acids. NCBI's taxonomy places the organism in Eukaryota, Metazoa, Chordata, Aves, Rheiformes, Rheidae. Gene Ontology annotation, cellular component: membrane. The transcript is spliced from 4 exons. The record is from RefSeq and is a predicted model, not a curated record.
GGCUCCGCCGUCUAAUGGAGGCGCGCUCGCUCCCCGCCGCCGUGCCGGGUUGAGCGUGAGCGGAGGUGGCGGACAUCCCGCGCCAGCACAUGGAGACGCCGCAGCGCCCCGCGGGCGGCUGCUCCUGCCGCAACACGAACUGUGUGGAGGGGCCGCUGACACGGCUUUUCCAGGGGCUGGGGCGGCUGGUGGCCGCUUGCCCCUGGCCCUUCCUGCUGGUGCCGCUGCUGCUGUCGGCCGGGCUGGGCUCCGGCUUCCUCCGCCUGCGGCAGCUGCAGGCGAACGACAUCGAGGAGCAGUUCACGCCGACGCAGGGCCCCGCCAAGGCCGAGCGGGACUUCGUGCGGCGCCACUUCCCCACCAACGACUCGGCGCGCUUCUCCGCGCCGCGGCUGCCCACGGAGGGCGCCUACGCCGCCCUCAUCGCCGUGGCGACGGCGGGGGGCUCGGUGCUCAGCGACGCGGCGCUGGGCGAGGUGCGGCGGCUGGACGCGGCCGUGCGCGCCCUGGACGGCUACGAGGAGCUCUGCGCCCGCCGCGGCGCCGCCUGCGCCGCCGCCAACCCGCUGCUGCCGCUGCUGGGCGGCGGCGCCGCCGCGAGCAGCCUCAGCUUCCCGCUCAGCAACGGCACCUUUCUGGGGGCCGCGCUGGGCGGCGUGCGGACGGGCGGCGGCGGGCGGCUGCUGGCGGCGCGGGCCGUGAGGCUGGUGUACCACCUGCGGGAGGACGGCCCCGCCGCGGCGCCCGGCCGCCGCUGGCUGCAGGGCUUCGUCAGGCUCUUCCCCGACGUCCUGCGCGCCUACAACUUCACCGCCAUCGAGGUGACUUACUUUACCUCACUGUCCAGACAGGAGGAGUUUGAAGGAAACUCCAAGAGCGUGAUCCCGCUGUUUUCCAUAACAUAUUUUUUGACAAUAACCUUUUCAAUUGUCUCUUGCCUAAGAUUGAGCUGUAUCAGAAAUAAUAUCUGGCUUGCAAGCUGUGGAGUGGUUUCUGCUGGUUUAGCUGUAUUAAGCAGCUUCGGAUUGAUGCUGUACUGUGGAGUGCCAUUUGUCAUCACUGUAGCGAAUGCACCGUUUCUUAUUCUAGGAGUUGGUGUUGAUGACAUGUUCAUCAUGAUUGCUUGCUGGGAGAAAAGUGCAAGGGGAAAAAGAAAAUUAGACACCAAAGCCCGGAUGGCUGAGACUUAUGCAGAAGCAGCAGUUUCUGUUACAAUUACCACUCUCACAGAUGUUUUAGCCUUCUUCAUUGGCACCUGGACUGCUUUUCCAUCUGUGAGAUCAUUUUGCCUCUACACAGGCACUGCCUUUAUUUUCUGCUAUAUAUAUACCAUGACCUUCUUUGGGGCAAUUCUUGUACUAAAUCAUAAAAGGGAGGGAAAAAACCGACACUGGUUAACCUGCAUGCCUGUGAAAACAGCUGAAGAUAACACUGUUAAGUCCUGCUUGUACAAUGCAUGUUGUAUAGGCAGCUGUUCUGGUCAGUCAUCUGAGUCAGACAAUGAACAUCCAAUGAACAAAUUCUUUGAAAGGUAUUAUGGUCCUUUCUUUACAAAUAAAUGGGUCAAACUAGUUGUAGUAUUGCUAUAUGGAGCAUAUCUGGCUGGUAGUAUUUAUGGAUGUACUCAGGUCAGAGAAGGCAUAGAUCUUCGAAAUCUGGCUCAUGAUGACUCUUAUGUUGUUCCAUACUAUGAUGAUGAUGACAAGUAUUUCUCCGAAUACGGACCCAGGGUCAUGGUUGUCAUUACUGAAAGUGUAGAAUAUUGGAAUAAGUCUGUUCGAAUGGCCAUUCAGAAUUGCAUGCAGAGCUUGGAGGGCAUUUCCUAUAUAGAUAAGAACCUCUCAGAGUCAUGGCUGACAGUGUACACAAAACUCGCUGAAAGUGCUUCAAUGGAUUUAAAUAACAAGGAUCGCUUCAUUAAUAACUUACUUAUACUGUUCCGGUAUUUUCCUGAUUUUGAGUGGGAUAUUAACAAGACUCAGGAUAAAAUCGAAGCUUCACGUUUCUUCAUCCAAACAGUGAAUGUUACCUCAGCUGUUGAUGAGAAAAAUCUUUUAAACCAGUUGAGAGACACAGCCAAGCAGUGCAAUAUUCCAUUAAUGGUGUACCACCCAGCAUUUAUCUACUACGAUCAGUACCUGGUCAUAGUGCAGAACACCAUUCAGAACGUCCUCACUGCUGCUGGGGCGAUGCUCGUUGUCUCUCUUCUGCUUAUUCCCAACCCAUUCUGUUGCUUGUGGGUAACUUUUGCUAUAGCUUCUGUUAUAGUUGGUGUUGCUGGUUUCAUGACGUUUUGGCGUGUCAAUCUAGAUUCCAUAUCCAUGAUCAACCUUGUCAUCUGCAUAGGAUUUUCUGUAGAUUUUUCUGCUCAUAUUUCCUAUGCCUUUGUUUCAAAUGAGAAGCCAUCAGCAAAUGAAAGGGCAGUAGAAGCUCUACACCUGUUAGGUUACCCAGUAUUACAAGGUGCGGUUUCUACUAUAUUAGGAGUAGUUGUAUUGGCAGCAGCAAAAACAUACAUCUUCAGAACAUUUUUCAAGAUUAUGUUUCUUGUUAUUUUGUUUGGGGCUGUUCAUGGUCUUGUUUUUAUUCCAGUAUUUUUAACCUUUUUUGGAAAUUUUGGCAGAUCACCCCAUAAUACAGUAUCUGAAGAUGUCCUCAAGCCACAGACUAGGUUUAGGGAAGAUGAAGACUGUCCACAACGAACUUAAUUAUGUAAUUUAUUUUACAUUUAAGCUAUUCUAAAAUGUAGUAUAACAUUGUGAGACUAUGAGAAAUGACAGAGAAAUAAAAGAAGAAUAAAUACAAAAGAGAAGACCUAAGCCAUGCAGCAAGUAACAGAAGGUGAAAUAAAAACAUACAGAGAAGAUGGAUUUAUAACCUUAUUUCUGACACUUCCUCAUUUUUGUAUGUUUGGUUUUGUAAUCUUGAUGUUUUUAAACCUUUUUUGUGAAUUGUUCACUGACUGAAUUGAAGUUAGACCUAUCAAAAACACUGAAUAUUGAACCAGUUGUAUGUACUGUUUCAGGUUUGUCAGGAAAUGCACACAGGAAGGAGGAGUAACUCCAUUGUUUGCAUCUUCUGGCUGUUUAUCUUGAUGUAACUGCCCCCAUACUGGGCCUAAUGACAAGUUUCCACAGGAGGCACAAACCUUGGGGUUUUAUGGCAAGCUUAUUUAUUGCAAGCUUAUCAAGACAUUGGGUUAGAAUUGCCUCAAACUGCAACUAUGUGUAAGCCUUUAGGAGACAGUCUAUACAGGCUUCUAGGGCACAAGGGACCCUUAAGGAAGACUACUCAUUCACCUAUUUUGUAUUAAAAUCCUCGUUUUCUUGCUAAGAUUAAACAACAACUUAUGUGUUUAGUUUCUGUUGGCUGCAGUUUGGAACUUGUGCGGAACUCUUGAGUAACCAUUGUGGUACAGGCCCAUCGUGGCCUGACAGGGCAAGGAUUCACUAGAAAGAUGCCACCUCAAGCCCUCACUGAUGAAAAAGGAACUGAGGUUUAAGAUGGUCAGUUCAAAACCUAUAAACUCAUAAAUGCAAUUGUACUAAUCUGUGACAACCCUUUCCUGUGAUGCACCACUAGAGCAGAAAGCCAGGCGCUUUCAUUGAAAUUAGUUUAUUAAUAAAUUAAUUUUAAACCUGUA